AACAAAAUUGAAUUACAAUCCUCCAAAGGAUGAUGGCUCAACGUACAAGAUUGAACUUGAAGGAAUAUCUGUUGACAUCAUGAAAGAGAUACUAGAUUACAUCUUCAGUGGGCAGAUCAGGCUAAAUGAAGAAACUAUCCAAGAUGUGGUACAGGCAGCUGAUCUCCUGCUGCUUACAGACUUAAAAACUCUCUGCUGUGAGUUUUUAGAAGGUUGCAUAGCUGCUGAGAACUGUAUUGGUAUUCGGGACUUUGCACUGCAUUAUUGUUUGCAUCAUGUUCACUACCUUGCCUCAGAGUAUCUGGAAACUCACUUUCGAGAUGUCAGCAGCACAGAGGAAUUCUUGGAACUGACUCCUCAAAAACUGAAAGAAGUGCUGUCGAUGGAAAAGCUUAACGUUGGAAACGAAAGAUACGUCUUUGAAGCGGUGAUUAGGUGGAUUUCUCAUGAUUCAGAAUCGAGAAAGGUUCACAUGAAGGAUGUCAUGUCAGCAGUGUGGGUUUCGGGCUUAGACGCAGCGUAUUUACGUGAGCAGAUGAUGAGCGAACCACUGGUACGGGAGAUCGUCAAAGAGUGCAACAACAUUCCCCUCACGCCGCCCCAGCAGGGAGAGGCGAUGCUGGCCUCCUUCAAGCCUCGGGGUUACUCGGAGUGUAUAGUGACUGUCGGUGGAGAAGAGCGAGUAUCACGGAAACCAACCUCAGUGAUGCGGUGUAUGUGUCCUCUUUAUGAUCCCAAUAGACAGCUCUGGAUUGAACUUGCUCCUAUGAGUAUUCCAAGGAUCAAUCAUGGAGUGUUGUCAGCAGAAGGAUUUUUGUUUGUGCUCGGUGGUCAGGAUGAAAACAAGGGAACACUAAGCUCUGGAGAGAAAUACGAUCCAGAUACCAAUUCAUGGAGUUCCUUACCACCAAUGAAUGAGGCACGACAUAAUUUUGGUGUGGUAGAGAUUGAUGGAAUUCUGUAUAUUCUGGGAGGCGAGGAUGGGGAACGGGAGCUAAUCUCUAUGGAGAGCUAUGAUAUCUAUAGCCGGACUUGGACCAAGCAGCCAGACUUGACCAUGGUUAGGAAGAUUGGCUGCUAUGCAGCUAUGAAGAAGAAAAUCUAUGCAAUGGGUGGAGGCUCCUAUGGAAAACUCUUUGAAUCUGUUGAGUGUUAUGACCCCAGGACUCAGCAGUGGACAGCAAUCUGUCCUCUGAAAGAGAGGAGAUUUGGGGCAGUGGCCUGUGGAGUUGCCUCUGAGCUUUAUGUAUUUGGUGGAGUCAGGAGUCGUGACGACAGUCAAGCCAGUGAGAUGGUGACGUGCAAAUCUGAAUUUUAUCAUGAUGAGUUUAAAAGGUGGAUUUAUCUAAAUGACCAGAACCUAUGUAUCCCAACUAGUUCUUCUUUCGUGUAUGGAGCAGUGCCCAUUGGAGCCAGCAUAUAUGUGAUUGGAGAUCUCGAUACAGGCACAAAUUAUGACUACGUUAGAGAAUUUAAAAGAAGCACGGGAACCUGGCAGCGCACUAAAACAUCGGACCUCCGCCGCACUGGCUGCGCAGCUUUGCGGAUCGCAAACUGCAAGCUCUUUCGACUGCAGCUUCAACAAGGAUUGUUCCGCAUUCGCGUACCUUCUCCGUGA
This is a messenger RNA of Mesitornis unicolor (brown roatelo), 1618 nucleotides long. RefSeq names its product gigaxonin (gene GAN). Lineage: Eukaryota; Metazoa; Chordata; Aves; Mesitornithiformes; Mesitornithidae. Gene Ontology annotation, molecular function: protein binding. Gene Ontology annotation, biological process: cytoskeleton organization. The transcript has 10 exons. The record is from RefSeq and is a predicted model, not a curated record. The annotation marks the transcript as partial.